This is a messenger RNA of Hyaena hyaena (striped hyena), 2117 nucleotides long. It is a transcript of the gene DENND6B, whose product is annotated as DENN domain containing 6B. Gene Ontology annotation, cellular component: recycling endosome. Gene Ontology annotation, molecular function: guanyl-nucleotide exchange factor activity. The coding region runs from base 80 to 1972 and encodes 630 amino acids. The transcript has 21 exons. The record is from RefSeq and is a predicted model, not a curated record. NCBI's taxonomy places the organism in Eukaryota, Metazoa, Chordata, Mammalia, Carnivora, Hyaenidae.
GCCACCUUCGGGCCGUUCCCCCGGCAACGCCUCCGAGCCGUUCCCCCGGCAACGCUCGGCGGGCCGGGUCCCGGCCGCCAUGGACUCGCUGUCGGGCGCGGAGCCUCGCCGGGCUCACGGCCGCCUGGGCGCGGCGUCCCCCGGCUCGCAGGCUGCGGCGGCGCCCUGGGCGCGCUUCUCGGCCUGGCUGGAGUGCGUGUGCGUGGUCACCUUCGACCUGGAGCUGGGCCAGGCGCUGGAGAGAGAAGGCAGCUGGCUUCCCACAUCGUUUCUGCUGCGCACCCAUGACAGUCCGUGUUGCAGCCUCUGGAAGCUUCGGUGCACAAGCGCGAGGGUGUCCUGGGGCCCCUGGGCCACACUUAGAGACACUUCAGCACACGUGUCUUCCUCGGGGAAGAGGGUGCCCCGGGAGCAGCAGCCGUGCCACUGGUGUACCCCAGUGACUUCCGGCUCACGGACAAGGAGAAGAACAGCAUCUGCUACCUAUCUUUUCCCGACUCCCACUCGGGCUGCCUCGGAGACACUCAGUUCAGCUUCCGCAUCCGGCAGUGUGGAGGGCACCGGAGCCCCUGGCACGCGGAGGACUGGCGCUACAACAGCGGGGCUCCCGUGUCCUUGCAAGCAGGUGAAGGACAGCUCCGUGAAGAGGGGCUACUUCCAGAAGGCUCUGGUGCUGGUGUCCCGCCUGCCCUUCGUGCGGCUCUUCCAGGCUCUGCUGGGCCUCGUGGCCCCUGAGUACUUCGACAGGCUGGCACCGUGCCUGGAAGCGGUGUGCAGCGAGAUUGACCAGUGGCCAGCGCCCACGCCCGGGCAGACCCUGAACCUGCCUGUGAUGGGAGUCGUCCUCCAGGUUCGCAUCCCAUCUAGGGUGGACAAGCCGGAACACAGUCCUCCGAGGCAGUGCAGCCAUGAGAGUCUGCUGCCCGCCCCAGUGGUCCUUGCCAGUGUUCACGAACUGGACCUGUUCAGGUGCUUCCAGCCGGUGCUGACCCACGUGCAGACUCUGUGGGAGCUCAUGCUCCUGGGGGAGCCCCUGCUGGUGCUGGCACCCUCGCCCGCCGUGGCCUCCGACAUGGUGCUGGCCUUGAUCAGCUGCCUGCAGCCGCUCAGGUUCUGCUGUGACUACCGCCCCUACUUCACCAUCCACGACAGCGAGUUCAAGGAGUUCACCACGCGCACGCAGGCCCCACCAAACGUGGUCCUGGGAGUCACAAACCCUUUCUUUAUCAAAACACUCCAGCACUGGCCCCACAUCCUCCGUGUUGGGGAGCCCAAGAUGUCAGGGGAUCUUCCUAAGCAGGUCAAGCUGAAAAAGCCCUCUAGGCUGAAGACCCUUGACACCAAGCCAGGCCUGUACACCGCGUACUCCGCCCACCUCCACCGGGACAAGGCGCUGCUCAAGCGACUGCUCAAGGGCCUGCAGAAGAAGAGGCCGUGGGACACACAGACAGCACUGCUGAGGCGGCACCUCCUGGAGCUGACGCACAGCUUCGUCAUCCCCCUGGAGCACUACAUGGCCAGCCUCAUGCCCCUGAAGAAGAGCAUCAUGCCUUGGAAGACUCCUCCCCAGAUCCGCCCCUUCCGCCAGGAGGACUUCCUGCGGAGCUUGGAGCAUGCAGGGCCCCAGCUCACCUGCAUCCUCAAGGGCGACUGGCUGGGCCUCUACAGGCGGUUUUUCAAGUCCCCCCACUUUGAUGGCUGGUACCGGCAGCGGCACAAAGAGAUGGCCCAUAAGCUGGAGGCCUUGCACCUUGAGGCUAUCUGUGAGGCGCAGAACAUUGAGACCUGGAUGAAGGACAAGUCUGAGGUGGAGGUCGUGGACCUGGUCCUGAAACUUCGGGAGAAGCUGGCGCAGGCGCAAGGCCACCAGCUCCCGGUGAAGGAGGCGACGCUUCAGCGGGCACAGCUGUACAUCGAGACAGCCAUCGGCUCUUUGCCCAAAGACCUGCAGGCUGUCCUCUGCCCGCCCUAGGGUAGAGUCAAGGGGCAAGGUCCGGGGAUCUGGUCUGGCCAAGCUUCCUGGUGCUCAGUGAGAGGUGGUCCCGACCAAGCUGAUGCUCCCUGCGGCUGCUCCCCAGCCCUGCCCCCCCCUGCCCCCCCCCACCCCCCCCCAUCGG